Arachis duranensis is the source of this 2399-nucleotide messenger RNA. RefSeq names its product putative disease resistance RPP13-like protein 1. The transcript has a single exon. Lineage: Eukaryota; Viridiplantae; Streptophyta; Magnoliopsida; Fabales; Fabaceae. The record is from RefSeq and is a predicted model, not a curated record. Bases 127 to 1929 code for a protein of 600 amino acids.
AGUUGAUUCAUUUGCGUUACUACUUACUUGGAUCUCUCUUAUACCAAAAUUGCGGCAUUGCCAGAGUCAUUGGGUAACCUAUACAAUUUGCAGACCUUGAAGUUGUCUUCCUGUAGUAAUCUGAAAAUGCUUCCUGUUUCCAUGAAAGACCUUGUAAAUUUGCGCCAUCUUGAUAUUGGAGGGAUUGGGUUGCAUGAGAUGCCGAAAGGCAUGAGCAAAUUAAAAAGCCUACAGUUUUUAAGUGGUUAUGUUGUUGGAAAGCAUGAAGAAAACAAGAUUAAAGAAUUGGGGGCACUUGCAAAUCUACACGAUUCAAUUUGGAUUGACAAAUUGGAGGAUGUGGUCGACAGCAGUGAAGCUUUGGAGGCAAGAAUGUUUGAUAAGAAUAGCAUUAACUCUUUGAGCUUGUGGUGGUCAGUAAAUAAAGAUGAGAACACAGUUGAUUCCCAAAUGGAAAGCGAUAUACUUGACAAGUUACGACCUCACACUAAUUUGAAAGAAUUACAGAUCAGGGGUUACAGGAGUACGACCUUUCCAGAUUGGUUGGGACAUUCUUUGUACCACAACAUCAUCACAAUGAAACUGGGUGAUUGUAGGAAUUGUUGUAAGCUUCCUUCACUUGGACAAUUGCCCUCUUUGAAGCACCUAUCUAUUUCAGAUUUUGGAAGUGUGGAAAUUGUGGGUGCUGAGUUUUACUUUUACCAUUACGAUGAAUCUUGUUUGGAGACUCCAUUUCCAAAUCUUGAAACUCUUUCGUUUGUGUCAAUGCGUUGCUGGAAGGAGUGGCGUUCAUUGGAGUACAAUGCAUUUCCUCGACUUAGGGAGCUUACCAUAAGUUCGUGUCCGAUGUUGAGAGGAGAUUUGCCCAGUCAGCUACCAUCUUUGCAAUCACUUCAGAUUAAGUGUUGCAAGCAGCUCAGUUCUUGUCUUCCAAGAGCUCCCGCGCUGACAUCUUUAAGCAUAGAAGAUGGCAAUAAAGCGAGAAUCGAGGAGCUACCUCCUUUACUGCGUGAACUAUCAAUUGCAGGAAAGCAUGAAGUGGAGUGGGUGGUGGAGGCCAUUAUGCACAUGCAACUGACUUGCCUCACUUCUUUAUGGAUCGAAAAUUGUUCCUCCCAUAUAUCGUUUCCAGUGAGCUGUAUUCCCGCAUCACUACAAGAGUUGACGAUACAGCAUUGCAGAAAAUUAGAAUUCCAAAUGGAUGGCCAACAUUACUCGCUGAAGGAGUUAUCAAUACAUAGCAGCUGUGAUUCAGUUACAUCCUUCUCGUUGUUGGAUUCCUUUCCGAAUCUCGUGCGUGUUGAUAUCAGAAACUGUAAAAACAUGGAGUGUAUUGUGGUGUCACGAUCUCUUUCAUGUCUCCGUUCUUUAAUAAUCCGCUAUUGUCGGAGUUUGAAAUCUGUGUCAACGUUAUGGAUGGCAGCAUCUCAGCUAGAGCAUCUCACAGUACUGGAAUGCCCAGAGAUCGAAUUGUGUCCUACAGGGGACGGGGAUCCACACCGUAGCCUCAGAUCCCUUAGCAUCAGCUACUGCGAGAAACUGGGGAACUCUGAAGCAUUCAUGAAUUCGCAGUUUCAUGGGCUUACUCAUCUUAACAUUGAAGGUGGAUCCGGGGAGAGUGUGAAGUGUUUUCCAAAGGAAGGUUGGUUGCCUGCCUCACUUGAGUCCCUCUCACUGGAACGCAUUCAAAGUGUGGAGACGUUGCAAUGCAAGGGACUUGCCCACCUCACCUCCCUGCAGAAACUAAGUAUAGAGUAUUGUCCCAAGCUGGAGAAUAUCGAGGGAGAAAAGCUGCCUGCCUCUCUAAUACGACUCUUCAUCAACAGAAGCCGGUUGCUGGGUAAACGGUUGGAGACGAAGGACCCACAGGUUUGGCCCAAAAUUUCCCACAUCCCUGGCAUUCAAGUUAACUACACAUGGAUUUGGUAAUCCAAAAACUUCAACAGGUAAUCCGACAACCAUUCUUAUUAAUGUGUUAUACCAUUCUUACUUAACACUUAUACCUUCUCAUACAGAUUAUCCAGCUAUGGUUUUGCUUUUGCUGUAUGAACAAUAUUCAAUCAUUGCAACAAACACAGGUGAAUGCUGAUAAAUAAGACAAGAUUAGUAAGAUUUUUAUAUAGUUUAUAAUGUUCUAAUAACACUGAUUACUCAAAAUAUAUCAUAACUUAGAUGUGGUGGCAACAGGUGAGAGUGAAACUUUCUGGCAGAAAGCAAUUGAGCAACAAGGGCCAGCGACAAUCAUGGACACAAUUGAGCAAGUCACCAAUUGCAUUGGAAAAUUUAAUAUCUCCCGCUUUAUUUUUUUCUGGAACCUAUAGCCUUUUGAAGAUUGAGAUUUUUGGUUUGGUUCUUCUUUCUAGAAACCUCAUGGUCAUGGUCUUAUUUGGAAGAUUCAU